Guillardia theta CCMP2712 is the source of this 505-nucleotide messenger RNA. RefSeq lists its product as hypothetical. The transcript is spliced from 5 exons. NCBI's taxonomy places the organism in Eukaryota, Cryptophyceae, Pyrenomonadales, Geminigeraceae. The record is from RefSeq and is a predicted model, not a curated record. Gene Ontology annotation, biological process: regulation of cell cycle; negative regulation of apoptotic process; positive regulation of protein ubiquitination. Gene Ontology annotation, molecular function: ubiquitin protein ligase activity; cysteine-type endopeptidase inhibitor activity involved in apoptotic process. Gene Ontology annotation, cellular component: spindle microtubule; cytoplasm; nucleus. The annotation marks the transcript as partial.
AUGGACGAGAGGUCAAGGAUGAAGCAGCUGCUUCGGAGCACGGAGCAGCUUGUCGUCGAGCACAAGAUUCCUGAAGACAUGUUAGAGACGGUUUCAGGGCGAGUCAAGACUUUUCAUCUCACAUGGAAGGGAGCGAUAACAGGGAGGCUAGUCCAGUUCCCCAUUGAGAGGUUGAAGCCACUGACUAUCGAGAGGCUAGCAUGGGCUGGGUUGUAUUACCUUCCUGAUGCAAAGAUUGAAGAUCGGACAGUCUGCUUCAAGUGUGGGCGGGCGAUGUUUUCAUGGCAGUCCAACGAUGAUCCGCUAUACGAACAUGUCAAGUUCAACCCGAACUGCGAAUAUGUGCAGUCAAUAGGAGACGACAACUUCAAACUGGACCAUACGGACGCGUCAGCGUUGCGAGCAGAGGACGAGACAAGCGAGCGAGUCGAUGAGACUGAGACAGCAGAAGAGAAGAUUGACUGGAACUCUAUCACUGAAGAUCUUCCAAGAGAUGCCGUCAUUG